UCCGUGCUGACGCAGGCCAGCAAAAAUACUAUGAUUGUUCAUAGAGGGGAGCUUCCCCUUAACUGCGAGCCAUUUUAUUUUGAGUGCUCGCAUCAAAACAAAAAAAUGUCUUCCAGCGGCGCACUCGCCAGCUGCUACGCGGACGCGGUUCUGGGUCCGGACGCGGAGGACGUGUACGGCGCCCGCUUCAUGCAGCCACCCCCGCACACGAUGGCCCCAACCAGGCCGCCAGGCGCCGGCGAUCACCACGCCGAUUUCUCUUCUUGCAACUUCGCCCCCAAAUCCGCCGUCUUUCCUGCGUCGUGGCCGCCCGUUCAUCCGCCGGGGCUCUACCACCACCACCCUUACGCCCACCAAUCGGACCCGAGAUGCGUUGGGGCGCGACCCUGGAUGGACCCAGUCCCCGACCUCGUCCCCCGCUUCGCCGGGUUCCCCCCAGGCCGACGCGCGCCGUGCGCCCCGAAGCCGGAGCUCUCGCCGGCGAAGAUCCGCGACACCAAGCCGGGCCAGGAGACUCGAAGUCGGGCUUUUGCCGAGGACCUCCCCGAUGGUCCGGAAAGGGCGCAGAGUGGAAGUGAGCUUUCCAACCACAGCGAGCCCAAAGAGGAGAAACAAGUUGACCCAAGCAACCCGGCAGCAAACUGGAUCCACGCGCGGUCCAGUCGGAAAAAGCGCUGCCCCUACACCAAAUAUCAGACUCUGGAGCUGGAGAAGGAGUUCUUGUACAAUAUGUACCUAAGUCGAGACCGCCGCUACGAGGUGGCCCGCAUCCUGAGCCUCAGCGAGCGGCAAGUCAAAAUUUGGUUCCAGAACCGCAGGAUGAAAAUGAAGAAGAUGAACCGAGAAAGAGGCGGAAAGGAGCAGCUCUGAUUGCACUGAGGACGACUUUGACUUUUUUUUGGAAGCACUAUUUUGGUUUAAUUUGGAAGCACCCUGAGAAACAUUGUGGAUCACGUUGCAAGUGAAACCGUUAUUUUCUCACUUAUUUUAUUAUUUUAUUUUUUUUGUAACUGGAUUAGGUGACAAAAAGGGAAGCGAGAGAGAGAAAGAGAGUGUGCGUGUGUGUGUGUGUGUGUGUGCAUGUGUGUGUGUUGCUUUUAAUUGUUGAAUAUAAAAACUUUUCACUGUU
This is a messenger RNA of Syngnathus acus (greater pipefish), 1129 nucleotides long. It is a transcript of the gene hoxd9a, whose product is annotated as homeobox D9a. The transcript is spliced from 2 exons. Gene Ontology annotation, biological process: proximal/distal pattern formation; anterior/posterior pattern specification; regulation of transcription by RNA polymerase II. The coding region runs from base 31 to 870 and encodes 279 amino acids. Gene Ontology annotation, cellular component: nucleus. The record is from RefSeq and is a predicted model, not a curated record. Lineage: Eukaryota; Metazoa; Chordata; Actinopteri; Syngnathiformes; Syngnathidae. Gene Ontology annotation, molecular function: RNA polymerase II cis-regulatory region sequence-specific DNA binding; DNA-binding transcription factor activity, RNA polymerase II-specific.